This is a messenger RNA of Gymnodraco acuticeps, 861 nucleotides long. RefSeq lists its product as uncharacterized. Bases 51 to 716 code for a protein of 221 amino acids. NCBI's taxonomy places the organism in Eukaryota, Metazoa, Chordata, Actinopteri, Perciformes, Bathydraconidae. The record is from RefSeq and is a predicted model, not a curated record. The transcript is spliced from 5 exons.
UCAUAAAUACAUGUAAAGCUCCUGUUGCAGUUUCAGUCUGUCUGUAUCUGAUGGACAUCAUGUUCAGACUAAACCUAACAGCUCUGCUCUGCAUUCAACUUCUAUCCCAAGUCAUCUAUGCAGAGAUUGCUCGAGAGGAUCACAGGAGUAAAGAGGUGUCCAGGGGAGACUCCGUCAUCCUCACUUGCAACAUUUCCACAACAAAUGCAAUGCAAAUCAACUGGAGCAAAGACAGUUUUCUUUUUGCAUAUUCAUUCGCAGAUAAUCAGACUUUUUCAAAUUUCACCUCUCACACACUGAUAGACAUAACCUUACCCUCAAAGCUGAAUAUAUAUAAUGUUCAGCAUGACGAUGCAGGACUCUAUAAAUGUAAUAUAAGUAACCCAAGAGGUCAAGGAAUUAUUGUGUGGAAUUUAACGGUGUCCUGGGAACCUGAAGGAGUCGAUCCAUCAUGGUUUUAUCUAUACACACUCUCAGCUGUAAUUGGAUUGCUUCUAUGUGUUUUCACUUCAGCUGUCUGCCUCUACAGGAAAAGCUGGACUAACUCCUCAAACCAGGAGAGCAACAUCCUGAGUCUUGUCCAGUUCUGUGUCCAGUUGGGAGGAGAGUCCCUGCAGGUGUCUCCUCCUCCACUCCACAGCUGUGCAGUCUACAGGGCGAAUCACAAGCAGAGGGAGUCUGUGCAGGAGCUUCAGAUUCAGUUUAAAGCUGAAUAAGAAACGGGACAACGUGAAAACGAAACACAAAGCACCUUAGGGUGGUGGCUAUACAAAGUUGCUCUGUGUGCCAGGCAGGGCAGCAUGCCUUGCUGUGGAUGUGAUGCCAUGUCAAAUAAAUAUUGAAUAUUUUAAAUACAAUGCC